AAAUCUCUAGGUUCCAUCAUAACAUCAAAAGAAUGGCCAUAGAAGUAAGGUUAGGUCACCUCUUGGAGUUAAGAUAUAUAAACUCUACCAGAUAGCUUAUAGCUAAGAGCUUCAUCAAAUGAUCUCACGGUAAGAGCCAAGAAAUGUUAGAGGAACUAAUUCAGUAUAGUGUCCAAGAAGGUGAAACUUGGUCCUUACAUCAAAUUCCUCUAUGACUGAAAGUGAUUGUACCCGAGAUCCAAGUUGUUAUCCCUUGUGUGCAUAAUACACACGAAUAUUUCUGCCAUCCAACACCUGAAGAGGGUCAUCAAACAUAAGUUUAGUUAUUCACAUUAUUUUUUUAUUUAAGAUUAGGCGCUUAACAGGGCUAUUUGUAAGGCAAAAAUAAUAAUAUCAUGCCAAACUAAAUUUACCUGACCAUCCAUUUCUUUUAGAGCUGUGGUGACCAUUGUUUUAGAAGUAAACCGCACAAGCCCAUGCCCUUUUGAUCUCCUAUUAAUGUGCUAACAUACAAUCUUAAUUGCCAAAUAUGACAGCAUAUUACCCUCAAGUAAAUCUAAGGUCAUCUAAACCUGAAAGUAAGUUACAACCUAAAUAAUCUACCACAUUACCUUCAAUUAUCUCACCAUGCCAUCCAAAAGCAUCCUUUAGAACAGCUUCAUCAGUAUCAGUAGAAAGCCUUAUAAUUCAAAACACAACAAAUGGAUAGAGUCUAUCUUUAUGACAGCAAGGUCGGAAAUUUUUUUUCUGGGAUGUCCAUUCUUGGUCCCUUCGGCCACUAUUAUCACAAAAAUGUUGACAUAAAAGAAACACCUUUUAACAGAUAUAACAUUAGAGAACUUGAUAAAUAAUUGAGACUAAAGCCUCAUAUUUCAUAUGAUAUGACUGAAUUGAACUACGCCCAUAAUAUGACCAAGUAUGAAAGUUAAUUUGAAAAGAAACUAUAAAAAAAAAAACUUGUGGGGCAGGAGGUUAUGACCACUCUAUGAAAUCAAUACAUCUUUAGCAAGACCAAAUGCUCAAGCAUGUAGAGGACACUUCAAUUCACCCAUAUAAAUAAGUGGAGCACAAUCCGACAUGCCAAGAUUAUGAAGCUAAAGAAAAAUAGCUUUUAUUCAAAUCUUGAAAUAAGAAGAAGAAAAGGACAGCAUCACAUAGGAUGAUUUUCAAUCUUGUGAUCUCUUGGAAAAGAAUUGGGUUGAGAUCAAUUUGGCAUCACAUAUUUAUGCACUGAGAACUCAACUGGUGAAACUUAUGCCUGCAAAUCCAUUCUGCAACGUAAGCUUGUGUCCAAGAAUGAUAGGGAUGAUAUAAAGAGAGAGGUUCAGAUUUUGCAACACAUCUGGUCAGCCAAACAUUGUGGAAUUCGGGGGUGCUUAUGAGGAUAGGUAUUCUAUGCACCUUGUGAUGGAACUUUGUGCUGCGGGAUGAGCUUUUUGAUAGAAUAAUAGCACAAGGUCGGUAUUCUGAGAGGGCUGCCUCAGGUAUUUGUAGGCCAUUGUGAAUGUUGUCAAUAUUUGCCAUUUCAUGGGUGUGAUGCAUCGAGAUCUUAAGCCUAAGAAUUUUCCAUGAUGUCUUCUAAGGAUGAAGGGGCAAUGUUGAAAGCAACUGAUUUCAGGUUGUCUGUCUUCAUUGAGGAAGAAAUGCGUACAACAUGGUGCUUCACAAAUUUGGCGAUAAGCUGUACUCAGGAUUGGUUACAACUAUGACUUCACAUCUCAAAGAAAUAUCAAAAUCGAUUGAAGAUGCACAGGGAGGUUUGUUUCUGGAAGAACUGCACAGGAAAUGGGAUGAUCAUAACAAGGCAUUGCAGAUGAUCCGGGAUAUACUUAUGUACAUGGACAGAACUUACAUUCCAAGUACCCAGAAGACCCCUGUUCAUGAGCUUGGGAUGAACCUGUGGAGAGAUAACAUAAUCCACUCCGGCAAGAUUCAGACUAGACUGUUGAACACACUUCUUGAACUAGUACUUAUAGAACGGACUGGGGAAGUUAUUAACAGGGGGCUGAUGAGGAAUAUAAUUAAGAUGCUAAUGGAUUUAGGUUCUUCUGUUUACCAAGGAGACUUCGAGAGGCCUUUUCUUGAGGUUUCGGCUGAGUUUUACAGGGGUGAAUCACAGAAGUUCAUCGAGUGUUGUGAUUGUGGAGAUUACCUAAAGAAAGCUGAGAGGCGUCUAAAUGAGGAAAUGGAGAGAGUGACACAUUACUUGGAUGCCCAAAGUGAAACAAAGAUAACUAAUGUAGUGGAGAAGGAGAUGAUUGCUAACCACAUGGUGAGACUAAUCCAAAUGGAGAAUUCUGGCUUGGUAAACAUGCUUCUCGACGAUAAGUAUGAAGACCUGGGAAGAAUGUAUGUUUUGUUCCGCCGGGUUCAGGAUGGCCUCUUAAAAAUAAGAGAAGUAAUGACUUCUCACAUCAGGGAGACCGGUAAGCAGCUAGUUACUGACCCGGAAAGGCUCAAGGAUCCAGUGGAAUUUGUCCAGCGGCUCUUGGACGAGAAAGACAAGUAUGAUAACAUUAUUACGUUAUCAUUUAACAAUGACAAGACUUUCCAGAAUGGCCUAAAUUCAUCCUUCGAAUACUUUAUUAACUUGAAUGCUCGUUCUCCGGAGUUUAUUUCAUUGUUUGUGGACGAAAAACUACGCAAAGGUCUGAAGGGGGUUAGCGAGGAGGAUGUAGAGAUUAUACUUGACAAGGUGAUGAUGUUAUUUCGUUACUUGCAGGAGAAAGAUGUUUUUGAAAAGUAUUAUAAACAGCAUUUGGCAAAGCGGCUUUUAUCUGGGAAAACUGUCUCAGAUGAUGCAGAGAGAAGCUUGAUAGUUAAGCUCAAGACGGAAUGUGGGUACCAAUUUACUUCAAAAUUAGAGGGUAUGUUUACAGACAUGAAAACCUCUCAGGAUACAAUGCAUGGGUUUUAUGCCAGCCACCCUGAGCUUGGGGAUGGCCCUACACUGACGGUCCAGGUUCUGACAACAGGGUCUUGGCCAACACAGCCUAGUGCUACAUGCAACCUGCCAGCUGAAAUGUCAGUACUUUGUGAGAAGUUUCGGGCAUAUUAUCUGGGGACUCAUACUGGUCGGAGGUUGUCCUGGCAAACUAACAUGGGUACAGCAGAUAUAAAAGCGACCUUUGGGAAGGGGCAGAAGCAUGAGUUGAAUGUCUCCACUUAUCAGAUGUGUGUACUAAUGCUGUUUAACAAUGCUGAUCGGCUUAACUACAAGGAGAUUGAGCAGGCUACUGAGAUACCUGCUUCAGAUUUGAAGAGGUGUCUCCAGUCCAUGGCUUGUGUGAAGGGAAAGAAUGUACUUCGAAAAGAGCCUAUGAGUAAAGACAUUGGCGAGGAUGAUGCGUUCUUUGUUAAUGACAAGUUCACAAGCAAAUUCUACAAGGUGAAGAUAGGAACUGUAGUUGCACAGAAGGAAUCGGAACCCGAAAAACAGGAGACGCGGCAGAGGGUGGAGGAGGACAGGAAGCCCCAGAUUGAAGCCGCAAUAGUUAGGAUCAUGAAAUCAAGGAGGCAGCUGGACCAUAACAAUAUAAUAGCCGAGGUUACCAAGCAGUUGCAAUCCCGGUUCCUGGCAAAUCCGACAGAGAUUAAGAAACGGAUUGAGUCCCUAAUCGAGCGGGAUUUUUUGGAGAGGGAUAAUAGUGACAGGAAAUUGUAUCGGUAUCUUGCCUGAAGCAUGGCUUGAUCUCAUGUUAGAAAAAUAGCAUGGCGAUUGCUAUUGUAACUUUUUUAGUAAGUGGAAAUUGUUUCUUCCCUUUCAUUUUAAAUUUCUUCUCUGUUCUAUUGGUUUUAAUGAAAUGUCAUUGCUGCUUUCCCCA
Messenger RNA from Quercus robur (English oak), 3824 nucleotides. RefSeq names its product cullin-3A. The record is from RefSeq and is a predicted model, not a curated record. Gene Ontology annotation, biological process: protein ubiquitination; ubiquitin-dependent protein catabolic process. Bases 1655 to 3679 code for a protein of 674 amino acids. The transcript is spliced from 2 exons. Gene Ontology annotation, molecular function: ubiquitin protein ligase binding. NCBI's taxonomy places the organism in Eukaryota, Viridiplantae, Streptophyta, Magnoliopsida, Fagales, Fagaceae. Gene Ontology annotation, cellular component: cullin-RING ubiquitin ligase complex.